GUGAGAUUACUUGGACAUGACUGAUAGUCACUGAUGUGUAUCCAUGUGUUAACUAGGAGUACGUUACGUUUAUGUUCACUGUGGUAAUACUCAUCCAACAACGUAUCUUAGUAGUCAUUUAAUUCAUUGGGAAGUUGAUUGACCUGGAAUUGGAAGUAAACACACACACAUAUUAUAUAUAUAUAUAAUUUCAGUUAUUUUGCGUUUUUUUUUUGUGUGUGUGUGUUUUUUUUUACUGACAUGCUAACCAUUCAGUAAAUUCAAAGAUUUCUUCAAUACUGUUGCACCACAAGGUAUGGUUUCUAAUUAAAUGCCAUUCUAAAAACUUAAUAUUUUAAGUCAGCUGUUUCUAUGUCCUGGCAAAUAUCAGAUACUACAAGUGAAGACAGUAUAUCAGAUACUACAAGUGUAGACAAUCUAUAAUAUAUCAUUGAGUUUAUAUUUUCUCUAACUACAAUGAAUACUACUACCAGUAGCGCUGCUAACUAUAAACAUAAGGGUUAAAUAAUUGUCACCUGUAAUAGAAGAGGCGCAAACUUAAAUAAGUUUACACUGCAAGGUUCACCAUGGAGUUUCUGAAAGCCCUCAAGGAUGCAAUCAGCCUUGGCAUCACCAAAGAGGAAUUUAUCCCCAUUUGGGAGGCAGAGUUGCAACAGAAGACUGUCGUCAAAGACAGUUUCAUCAAACCACAGGUGAGCAACAGUAUGUGGGGGGGGGGGCAGUUUACACUUAAUUCAUGUCGAACUCUAUAAAAUAGGAUAGAAAAAGAAUUUUAGAUUCAAUCGGUAAUAGGUAGAUUUUUAGAAGAAAAAAAAAAUUGUUUGCGGAUUUUUUUCAUUGCAACUCCGAUUAACUUUGGAAACCUAUGUAGGGCAAGCAUUUGGGUGGUCGUGUGCUCUGAAGAUACCAAAUAUUAACAUAAUAAGGUCCCGAAAGAUAAAACUUGUGUAUAAAAUACAAAUAGAAAAUAAUAGUAUAAGGGAAUUUAAAAUAUUUAUAUUAAUUAUAAAAGGUAAAGAAAAACAUACAAAUAAAUAUCCCUUUAGCAGCACACUCUUGGAUAAAACAUAAAAGAUUUAGAAGUGUUAUUUUUUUUCCUCCCAGGCACUCCGUCAAUCUGAACAAAUAGCGGUUAAUCUCCGUCAAAUAGAGUUAACACUUUUUGAAGUGGCCAAAGACCUUCAGGCAUUGAAGUCAGACGCCCUGAAACUGGGACAAGAUCUGGAGUUAUUGAAGACUGACCUCAUCAACAAAGGGAGGGAAUUUUAUCAAGAUUUACCAGUUUUGUUUACUAAGUACACAAAAGAAAUUGAGACAAAACACCAAGAGUUCUACAUUGAAAUCAUGAAAGAGGAUAAACUAAAUGGGGACAAGAUGGAAGCAGGUAUCAGAAGCCUGCAGGUUGCUGUCCAAUCCCAAAUGAAACAUUUACUUUCGAGACGGAAAGUUUCAGAUACAAAUGACAGAAGUGAUGACUUUCUGAAAAUGGGAAAUCUACCCAACGAAAGCCAGCAGGUCUCGAAUGGAAAUCUACCUAAUGAAAGCCAGCAGGUCUCGAAUGGAAAUCUACCUAAUGAAAGCCAGAAGGUCUCAAAUGGAAAUCUACCUAAUGAAAGCCAGAAGGUCUCAAAUGGAAAUCUACCUAAUGAAAGCCAGAAGGUCUCAAAUGGAAAUCUACCUAAUGAAAGCCAGAAGGUCUCAAAUGGAAAUCUACCCAAUGACGGCCAGAAGGCCUCACCAGUAGGUCUACCCGAGAGCCAACAGGACUCAACAGAAAAUAAAGAGUCUCAAGAUCAAAGUUCUUCUAACUGGUACCUCAAUAAUGGUGUACCUGACGAAUACAUGAAAGAAACGAGCAUUGAGUCCAGAUCAUGCCCGAACAUACCUUCCCUUGUCAAGACUGAAUACGCCAGCCUCUCUACAAACUUUGAGUUAAUAUUACAAGACAUUUCUGCUGGCGGCAGCAGGCACUCCAGUUCAUGGAUGUAUCUUCAAGGUUAUCCAAUAAAGGUUAAACUAGUUUGCUAUUUCGGUUUUGAUGGAAAAUUCCAUGCUAGAGUUACGGCCGUUGGAUUAAGAAAUCGCCAUCUGAAAUCUGAGAAGACAAUGAGUGGACUGGGUCGUGUCAAGCAUGCUACGUCAGAGAGGUUCUCUCAACUUUUCCAGUUUACUUUCCCGUCGAUGGUCAAGAUAAAGCCAGGUGUUUUGUCACGUGUUGAAGCAAAAUGCUGCUUAGAGACGUCACGAGCAAGCCACCCUGAGGUCACUCUGGCGACGCUGGAAGAAAAGAACUUUAUCAGCAACAAUACAGCAGUCAUAGCGUGGAAUCUUAAUUUGAAAGAGUCCAAAACCUAAGAUUGUUGUACGUCAACAACGUCAAACAAAAUCCCAUCGAAUGACCCAGGCAGUGAACACAUUACAGUCAUAGCAUAACCGACGCUAUUAUCAGUACCGGUUAUAACAUCGAAACGAUUCCAUUCCUGACCCAUGAAACAAAACAUUUCAAAUUCUGAACAGCGUACUAGUUCUCUCACUUUUCGAGUCGUCGGUAUUAGCAAAUAUCCCAAUAAUAAACAUGUCCAUAUUUUGGUUUUGAAGAUAGGUUUCCAAUGUUAUCGGAUUGAUGCGAUUUAAGGGCUUGUGAUUCUUAUAAUAGUUGUAACUGGCAAUAUCAACAAAUACAUGUGAAAACACAAGUAUAUGCCAUAGAUCUAUUAAAUUGUUGGCGGUUUUCAUAAACAAUAGACCAGUAAUUCUUUUCAAUUAUGGUGUCUGAAUGUGUUAAAGUCUUAAGAAAUUUGUUUUACCGAUAAAUAUAAUCCCAUGAAAAUAUUUAUUAAAUUAAAGAUUAUAUUAAUAUUAUGUAUUUUUCUUAGAGGAUAUGCUUCAUUCGGUAAAUGAUGACAAACAUUUAAUUACCAUUUGAAUAUAUAGUAAACUCGACUCUUUCUUACAGCAAUGCAAUUUUAGGUUAAUUUUUUCAACAGCUGCUCCAUGUUCAGCACUUAGGUGAUUAAUUUUAUCACAAUUUUCCUUAAUUUAAUUUUUUUUAAAAUAAAAUAAAAAC
This is a messenger RNA of Lymnaea stagnalis (great pond snail), 3067 nucleotides long. The record is from the annotation of a GenBank genome assembly. Lineage: Eukaryota; Metazoa; Mollusca; Gastropoda; Lymnaeidae.